GUACAUAUUACCCAAGAUGUCAAGCAUAAGACGAAAUAGAGAGAUCUUAACUGGUGGGAAGAAGUACCAUCAACAGCAGACCAAAAAGUUUGGUGUUGAUGAGGUUGUAUUUGAUAAAGAAUCCCGUCAAGAAUAUUUAACUGGUUUCCAUAAAAGAAAAUUGCAGAGACAAAAGAAGGCCCAAGAAUAUAUAAAAGAACAGGAGAGGCUUGCCAAAGUCCAGGAAAGAAAGGAAAUACGAGAUGAGAGGAAGAAGGACCUAGAAAACCAAUUGAAGGGAUUCAAGGAUACCAUGGAAAGAAUCACCCAUUUGGACAGUAGCGAUGAGGAAGAAGACAAAUGGGAUGGGUUUGAUUCAAAGUCCAACUCUUCUAGUGAGGAUGAAGCAGAAGACGGAGAAGAAGACGGAGAAGAAGAUGACGAUGGGGAGAAGGAAAAGAAGGAAAAGAGAAGACCCCAAAAGGGUAUUCUUCAUCACACAGAAAUAUACAAAAGGGACGAUUCCAAUGAUUUUCCACAGGGAGAUGCCAUUAUUGACGAUGAAACAACCGUCACGGUUGAAUCGCUUGACAACCCACACAUCAAGAAGAUCCAAGAUACCAAUCUCGAAGCAAUUGCCUUGGCCAAUAAUGUGCGUUUGAAGGAUUCCGAAGACGUCUUGAAAGAUUCAAUAGACAAAGCCAAAAAAUACGCAGUGACUUGUGGUGUUGCCAAACCUUCGCUCAAGGACAAAAUCAAGAAGAAGAAGAAGUUCAGAUACUUGACCAAAGCUGAAAGAAGAGACAAUAAUCGUAAGAUCAAGGCUAAUAAGCUUAAAAGUAGUAAAAGAGAUAAAAGCUAACAUCUAUCUUAUCCUGUAACAUAUCUGACAUAUAUAUCUCGUAUAUAUCAUAUCUUUAACAUAGCGUAUUCUUACCAUACCGUAUCUUUAAUAUAC
Molecule: messenger RNA, 937 nt
Organism: Hyphopichia burtonii NRRL Y-1933
Lineage: Eukaryota; Fungi; Ascomycota; Pichiomycetes; Serinales; Debaryomycetaceae
Exons: 1
Coding region: 17-841 (274 amino acids)
Cellular component (GO): nucleolus
Molecular function (GO): RNA binding
Source: RefSeq, a predicted model, not a curated record